CGUUGAUGCACAUACCUUAAUUUUCACCAACUUUUACUUCACUUGCAAUCCAUGCUUAUUCUUUGAUGUUUCCGGUUUAUCUAAUUUUUCUUGCUCUACAUUCCCACCCAACUUCUAACACUUUUCGCAAGCUUCUCGAGCUCAUGAGUGGAAUGAAAAUGCUGUGACAUGCAUGGAAUGAAUUUACUGCCAUAGGCGCAAAAACUCAAAGGGAUGAAUUAAGGUUCAUGAGUAAUUUAGUCGAAAUAGUGCUUCUUUAAGUGUAGUUCUUGAUUUUGGUGGGCUGUUUCGUGAAAGCAAUGUCCGUGGUGGAAUAAGAGAGUGUGAUUCAUGUGCGUAAUUUGCAGCAGUAGAACUUCAGAGGUGAAACACCCAGUCUUUUGAAGAAAUGGGAAAGCAAGGGUCUCCAAAAAGCCCCCGUCCUGGUUCUUUAAGUUUUGAUGCAUCCUCUGGGUUCAAGGAGUAUCAAUUCAGAUGGAAUGAGAUGCUACAAAAUGGUGAUCCUUCUCUAGGUAGGAGGGUGUCAGGGGGAGAAUACACUUGGGACAAACCUAUAUUUGUCAAAGGAUUUAAGAAUGAUAGUGUAAAAUACAAUGCCAGUAAAGGAGGUUCUGCUGGUAAAAAGCAUCUGUGGUGGUUUCUUAGGCAUUUGAGGUCUAUUAUAUUCACAUUCAUGUUGAUGGGAUUGUUAUUCCUUUUAGAUUCGUUAAUGUUUUCUCUUUUUGAUCCAUCAUUUCUCGAGAACAGUCCAAAUCCGAGUAAGGCAUAUGAUGCAAAGCAGGGAAGAAACGCUGCAUAUGAUGACCAAGAAAAAAGUCCGGUGUUGUAUUCUAGACUUUUGCAUAUGGCUUCUCUUUCACUUGCAGAGAAAGAUCCAGAGAAAACAGUGUCAAAGUUUUGGAAGGAACAAUUUCCACAGGCAUCUUCGUGGACACCUUGUGCAGAUAAGAAUGUCAAAAGGGCAGGGACAGUGAACAACCACACUGGUUUUAUUUUGGUCAGUGCAAAUGGAGGACUAAAUCAACAGCGAGUUGCGGUCUGUAAUGCUGUUGCUGUAGCAUCUCUACUAAAUGCAACAUUAGUAAUUCCCAAAUUUCUCUAUAGCAACGUAUGGAAGGAUCCCAGCCAGUUCAGUGAUAUAUAUCAAGAAGAAACGUUUAUGCACACACUAAAGAAUGAUAUAAAUAUUAUAAAGGAGCUUCCUUCUCAUCUGAGAUCAUUAGAUCUGGAGGCCAUUGGUAGUCUAGUGACAGAUGCAGACCUUGCAAAGGAGGCAACACCUAAUGAAUAUAUAAAGAAUAUACUUCCUAUUUUAUUGCGUAAUGGAAUUGUUCAUUUCCUUGGAUUUGGCAAUCGACUUGGCUUUGACCCAUUGCCUUAUGAUCUUCAGAAACUUAGAUGCAAGUGUAACUUCCAUGCUUUAAAGUUUGUACCAAAGAUUCAGAAAAUUGGCUCCUUAUUGGUGAAGAGGAUAAGAAAAUAUGACAGUGCAAGAAGCAUGUUAGACAAGCAGCUUCUUGGAAACUUCAUCUCUAGCAUCCCUUCUGGAGAGCAAGUUAAUAUAGCUAGCUCUUCCAAAUAUCUUGCUCUGCAUUUAAGGUUUGAAGUGGAUAUGGUGGCCUAUUCAAUGUGUGACUUUGGAGGUGGUGAAAACGAGACCAGGGAACUUCAAGCAUAUAGAGAAGAGCAUUUUCCGCUGCUCCUUGAGCGCUUGAAGAAAGUGAAACCCCUCUCCCCCGCAGAAUUGAGAAAGAUGGGAAGAUGUCCUUUGACACCAGAAGAAGCAGCUCUGGUUCUUGCUGGUCUUGGAUUUAGCAGUGGGGCUUAUAUCUAUCUUGCUGGUUCCCAAAUUUAUGGAGGAAAAUCAAGAAUGCGUCCUGUAAUCAAUCUCUAUCCUAAUAUUGUCACAAAAGAGGAUCUCCUCUCACCCACUGAACUGGCACCUUUUAGGAAUUUUUCUUCUCAGCUUGCAGCUUUAGACUUCAUUGCUUGUGCUGCUUCUGAUGUAUUUGCGAUGACGGAUUCUGGGAGCCAGUUAUCAUCCCUAGUCUCUGGUUUUCGAAUAUAUUAUGGUGGAGGAAAUGCUCCCACGCUGCGGCCUAGCAAGAAGAGGCUGGCAGCAAUUUUGCAAGAAAACAGCACUAUCAGGUGGCAGAGUUUUGAGAACAGAAUAAGGAAGAUGAUCGAAGAAGGUCAAAGAGUGCAUAUAAGGGGUUUUGGCAGAAGCAUUUAUCGACAGCCAAGAUGCAACGAGUGCAUGUGCAAGCACCAAUAGUCUUCUUUGUACCUUUUUCUUGUUUUUCCUUUCUUUUCUCUGAUAUCAAAUUCAUUGGAUCCAUCUAAGAAGCAAAUGAGUUGGUGUUGUUGCGCCUUUUUUCUGUUACUUUUGGGAACUGUAACAACAUUCUCAAUCUUGAACCUUAUUAUUUCA
This is a messenger RNA of Sesamum indicum (sesame), 2431 nucleotides long. RefSeq names its product O-fucosyltransferase family protein. The record is from RefSeq and is a predicted model, not a curated record. Lineage: Eukaryota; Viridiplantae; Streptophyta; Magnoliopsida; Lamiales; Pedaliaceae.